Calypte anna (Anna's hummingbird) is the source of this 5061-nucleotide messenger RNA. RefSeq names its product transmembrane protein 104 (gene SLC38A12). Lineage: Eukaryota; Metazoa; Chordata; Aves; Apodiformes; Trochilidae. The transcript is spliced from 11 exons. The coding region runs from base 63 to 1979 and encodes 638 amino acids. The record is from RefSeq and is a predicted model, not a curated record.
CAGCAGUGUAUGGCACCAGGGUCACCCUCUGUCCCUGCAGCACGGUGUUCUGGUUAAUCUUCAUGGUUUCCCCACACAGCACCCCACUCCGUGUCUCCAGCGAGGCCAGGGGCUGGCAGAGCCCAUCGGGAGCCAGUGGCAGCCUCUGUCUGUGCAGACAGGACCCAGCUCACACCGGGACACACACAGCAGCCUCCCCGCGGGCCCCUGCUGCCCCCUACCCAGGACAGGGUUGGAUCGGGACUGAGUGUCCUGACAGGGGACACUUCAUGACAGGAGGAGGCAUCCUGCUCCGGAACACCAUGGGGAGGCACGUGCAGCAGUAUGAGAUCAUCCUCAAGGCAGGCAUUCUUCCUCUUGAGGUUUUGGUGUCUGAAACAGCCCCUCUGGUUGUUUGUGGAAGGUUAAGGGAAAAAGAAGCUGCAAACACCUUCCCAAAACCCCAUCCUUGCUCUGCUCUGAGUUUCUCCACUGUCUUCACCAUGGCUGGUGGCAUCACUGACACAGGAGAGCUUUAUUCUCCCUAUGUUGGUCUGGUUUACAUGUUCAACCUCAUCGUUGGGACAGGAGCCCUGACCAUGCCAAAGGCUUUUGCCACAGCAGGGUGGCUUGUCAGCCUCCUCCUCCUCCUGUUCCUGGGAUUUAUGAGCUACAUGACCACAACCUUUGUGGUGGAAGCCAUGGCUGCUGCCAAUGCUCAGCUGAGGUGGAAGAGGAUGGAGAAACGAAAGGAGGAUGAUGAGGAUGAGGAUUCUUCCUCUGGAGUGUCUGACAGUGAUGUUCUCCUCCAGGAUGGCUACGAGCGAGCAGAGACGCGACCGAUCCUCUCAGUGCAGAGACGUGGCUCACCCAAUAUCUUUGAAAUCACUGAGAGGGUGGAAAUGGGCCAGAUGGCUUCCAUGUUCUUCAAUAAAGUGGGUGUCAACCUCUUCUAUUUCUGCAUCAUUAUUUACCUCUAUGGAGAUCUGGCAAUCUACGCUGCAGCUGUCCCAGUCUCUCUCAUGCAGGUGACCUGCAGUGCCACUGGCAACCAUUCCUGCAGUGUUGGAGAUGGCACAAAGUACAAUGAUACAGACAAGUGCUGGGGGCCAAUUCGUCGUAUUGAUGCUUACAGACUGUACCUGGCAGCAUUCACUCUCCUCCUGGGUCCGUUCACCUUCUUCAAUGUGCAGAAGACCAAAUAUCUGCAAAUCAUGACAUCCCUCAUGAGAUGGAUAGCUUUCAUCCUCAUGAUUAUUCUGGCCCUCAUCCGCAUCAGCAGAGGCCAAGGAGAAGGUCACCCGUCCAUGGCUCAGCUGUCGGGCAUCCGGAAUCUCUUUGGGGUCUGUGUCUACUCCUUCAUGUGCCAGCACUCCCUUCCAUCCCUCAUCACACCCAUCUCCAGGAAGAAGCACGUCAGCCAGCUCGUGCUGCUCGAUUACAUCCUGAUCCUGGCUUUCUACAGCCUCCUCUCCUUCACUGCCAUUUACUGCUUCCGCAACGACACCCUCAUGGACAUGUACACCCUCAACUUCACCAACUGUGAGAUCAUCAACGUUGCCUUCAUCCGAUACUUCCUGGGCCUCUUCCCAGUCUUCACCAUCAGCACCAACUUCCCCAUCAUCGCCGUCACGCUGCGCAACAACUGGAAGACCCUUUUCCACAGAGAAGGGGGGACUUACCCCUGGGUGGUGGAUAGGAUUGUCUUCCCUGCCAUCACGCUGGUUCCCCCCGUGCUGGUGGCUUUCUGCACCCACGAUCUGGAGUCUCUGGUGGGGAUCACAGGAGCCUAUGCUGGGAAUGGGAUCCAGUAUCUCAUCCCGGCUUUCCUGGCGUACUGCAGCCGGAAGGACACCCAGUUGGUCUUCGGCAGCGGGACAGUGAACAAACACCUCUCCCCUUUCAGACACACCUUCUGGAUUGUCUUUGUCCUCAUCUGGGGCUUUUCUUGCUUCAUGUUUGUCACUGCAAACAUCGUCCUCAGUGAGUCCAAACUCUGAUGUGCUGCUUUACCCGGGCUCCAGGCACUUCGAGCGUUUCAGUUCUCCCUCUGGGACUGCGAAGUGAGGGAAAGGCAAAAUGAAGGGAAGGGAAGUUUCCAGGCCACGGGCUUGGUGGCACAGGUUAGACCUGGACACAGACUUUUUCAACUCCAUUUUGGGUGUGGAUGGAGUGGUCUCAGCCUUGUUACAGUCCCUGUUCCCAGACCUGGGGCUGAGCCCUUGUCAGCCUGCACCAUUAACAAAUGUCCAGCCAUUUCUGCCUUCAGCUCUGCUGGGACAUCACUCUCUGUCCCUUCGUGGCUCUCUGUGUGCUGCAGGUCUCAGCACACAGGAGAGCAGCCAGCCUUGGUUGCUCACUACACAAAGAGGCAGAAUGUCCCUUCUCCCAAAGGCAGGGACGUGCUGUAUGGAAUUUAUCAGGAGUUUGGGGGAAUUGAGUCUCUUCUGUCUGCUGAGACCCCUCCACCAACCUCCUGUACUAGAUGAAGGGAAGAGUUAGGGUGGGAAUAGCCCUAACUCAGACAAAAAUAAUUUCAUGUUCUGUUACACUUUCUUUUUCUAGUGGCAUUAACCUGUUUGUGCACCAUGGAUUGCCUGGGAUCUGGGAUCUUUUCCUUAGAGCAGAAUUUCUCCAGCCCAGGAGUUUACAUUGACACUUCUCAUCCUGUUCUCCUGUGCUGUGGCAGCCCUGAUGGACAGGGAUAUGGGUCUUCACCCUGGGAAGGAAGGAAACUGCAGCCUGACUUCCCUCAGCUCCUGCACCCAUCCACCAGAGCCCUUACCCCUGUCUCAGCCUUGCCUGGGGCUGUUGCAGUAGUAGGUCAGACCCUGACUCCAGCUGCAGGGAUUCCUGUGGGCUGGGGAGGUGGGAAUCACCCAGUCCUGACACGGGUGGGGCUGGCAGGAGCUGGGGCUGUGCACACCCAGGUGUUUCCAGCCUCCUGAGCAGGGUAAUCAGCCUUGAAACGAGGUGGGUGUUAGCUCCUGGGAAGGGGGAGGUGGCAGAGCCUGGCUCAGCCCUGCCUGCCUCAGGGAGGAAAAUCUGAAACCCUGCUGAAACUGGACCUGAUACCCCCUCUGCUCUUUCUACACAGGCUUAGGGUGGGCUUCAAGCUGGUCCUGUUCAGCUCGUCUUAGAAUUUGGGCUGUGCUGUAGGCAGAGCUUUGCUUUUGGGGCUGAUGGGGAUCUCUGUAACACCCCACAGACAGCACUGAGUCCUGUGCUCCGAGGCCCAUGGGCAAAGAUCAUGUAUGGCUUUUCCUCACAAAAAGAACUUUUCACCUGGAAUAUUUGAACCCCCCACACUGAAGGAAGUUCACAGCCAGGUGCAUGUCACUCACCUCUCAUCCCCCUGCCCUCUGCACUUGCUGCAUCAUUAAGUGUCACCGCUCGCUACAGCAGAGCUUUGAGCUGCAGCUCUUUUUAAUCAAGCUCUGUUUUCAAGUAGGACUUUCUGGUUUCCAUAUGACCUGAAGUGCUCCUCCUGGGAGAAUAUACGAGUACCUGGAGCUGUAUAAAAACACUUCAUGGUUUUUAAAGCAAAACCCUUGCACCUCUUGAGCCUGAGCGCUGUCGCUUUGUCCUUGCUGAGCUGCUUGGAGAGGAUCUGGGGGGGACUGUUCAGGAUGGAGCAGAUGAGACAAACAGGCAUUGGCAGCCCUUGCUAGUGAGUUUAAACAUCCCAAGGAAAGCUGAUGUGGCAUCUUCAGUGCCAAAUUAGCAAGUUAUUUUACAGGUAGCUAUUGCUUAUGUCUCAUUUAGGAAAAGGGACAGUAGUGGUAUAGCUUGGAGGGCAAAUUUAUGGGGCAGCUGUGCUGGGCAGAGCCAGAGAGAGGAAUUUAAUGCCCAUGAAAUGAGCCUUUGGGAAGCUGGAGAGGCUGUGGGGGCUGCUCCCCUGCACGAGUGCACAGAUGUGGGUUUAUGGAGGGGGCUGAGGCCUUUCCCACCAUGCUGCCUGCUCUGGCCACUCUUCAAGUGCCCAUUUCACUCUCUUGCCUUCACAUGUUGUUGCCAGCCAGAGAACGGGGCUGUUCUCUGUUGUUUCAUCUCUUCUCAUCCUUCCUUCCCCUCUGAGAGCUGCUCUGGGUCUCCCUUCUCUCUCUGCCUCUGUGUCCUGGUGGAGGAAGGAGGGAGCCCAGCCUGGCACAGCCUCUCCUGCACUUUAAGAUGUGCCUUCUCCUCCCUGGCCACCUCUCCUCCUCAGCACCACCCCUGACAGUGACUUCUAAUGGGCCUUAGCUCUGAGAGCUGCUCAGCCCCAGGCUUUGGAUAUGAUGGGACAGUGAGGGCUCCUGUCCUGGCCCCAGCUCUGCUGCCUUAGUGAGGACUCUGGUCCCCAGGGAGCAUGAGUGCUUUCUUAAAUAAAUAACCACAAAUUCCCAGACACCUGCUGUCCUUGCACAGCAGCAAAAUAAAUCUAUCCAAGGAGUUGGGGUGAUUAACAGAAAGAAGCUCUACAGCAGAGAGAAUAUUUUUCAUAUAAAACAUGACAUAUCAAUGCCUUAAAAAUUACUGGAGAACGUGGGGAGGGAUUGGCUCAGCAGAGCCUGGAGUGGGCUGGGGGAUGCUGGGUGACCCCAGCUCAGUUCUGGGAGGAGGAGAGCUCCCUCCUCUCACCCAUCACGAAUGAGUCUGGUUUUAUUUGGCCAUUAUCAACACUAACAGUUCAUUAUUCUCACGUGCUGCUUGUCCUGACUGUAAUUAGUUUUCAAAAAAUGGGAUUAAAACCAGUAAAAUGCACAUUAUACAUCUGGUUUAGCCUGGCUUCUUUUCCUAACACCCACCCUCCCCCUAUUCCUCAUCUUGCAGCUCUGAGCUGUUAUUCCCAGAUGAGAUGGCUUUGAGUGAUGGGGCUGCAGGCCAAGGAGAAAUGGGAAGUGGAGAGGCUAAUGGAGACCCUCCCCUCUCCUCUAUUAGCCUCCUGCAACUCUGGGUGGUAGCUGCAAACUCAAUCAAAACAUCUGUACUUUUCCCUUCUCUAUUACAGCUCCGUAACACUUAAAACCAAACAAAUUGAAUUGCUCCACUGCCUCGGGCUGCAAAGGCAGUUUCUGCCAACAAAUUUAUUGUCACCAUAAA